CGGCCGGGCUGCGCUUUUUUUGUUGGCCAAGCCGAUCCGACAACCGCCGCCAUCCCCCUCGUCUUGCUUGAUCGCUACCACGCCAAUCCCUCACUUGCCCUCCCCCUCCCCGACGGCAUCCAUCCGUCGACAAUGCCGCCAAAGAAACCCGUCGCCCCCAAGAUCGAGACUCUCACAGAAAAUGAGGAGAUUCUGCUGGAGACCCUGCGGUCUGAGCCUCGGGUGCGCCUUCGCUCUCGCCAACGCUCCUAUUCAGCACCCAACCGGCGGACAAGGCGACAGCGACGCAUUCGAUCGGCUCUGGAUACUCACAGUCCAUCAAUAUCCAUUCUAUGUAGGGCAUGACCACCUCCCAGCUGCUGAGCAAGCUGGGCGACGAAUGGAACCAGGAGAUCCUCGUCGUCCAGAUGAACCAGCUGUCUUCCAAGAAAUAUGUCGACUUGAUGAGCAUCGGGAAAGAAACGGGCUUCAAGGCCCGGAACGAUGACGAGAUCUCAAAACUAACAGGAAUGGAUCAACAAGAGUAUAUCGUUUACAAUCUCAUCAAGGGCGUGGGCGACAAAGGAAUAUGGAUCAAGGAUAUUGAACGCAAGUCCAAGGUGCACACCCAGCAUCUUCAGGCCAUCAUCAAGAGUCUCGAGCGGCGGCAGAUGAUCAAAAACGUCAAAUCCAUCAAAUACCCCACCCGGAAGACAUAUAUGCUGUAUGAGCUCGAAGCAUCGUCAGAAGUCACUGGCGGACUGUGGUACACCGACCAGGAAUACGAUGAAGAGUUUGUGGAGGCGAUCAGCCAGCAGUGCUACAAAAUGAUUCUGUCCAAGAGCUUCCCACACGACCCGGAUGCCAUUUUUCCAGCUGAUCAUAACGGAUACGUGACCGCAACGGAUAUUCUGACCUUUAUCAAGAGAACCAAACUCGUCACGGUCGAGCUGGGUCGGGGCGACAUACAACAGAUCCUCGAUCGGCUGCUGUAUGACGGCAAGAUCACGAAGCGGACACGGGUUGCUGGAGAAGGAAGCGCCAUGAGAGGAAUCAAGUACGACACCCUCUCUGGCGGCGACGGCAGUGGCGGCGACGAUGGCGAAGAGGUCAUCGGGCACGUUUACGACGACGACGACGAGGAUUUGAUCAUGUACAAGGCCGAGAGGGACAUUCGAGGCGGACAAAGCGCCUGGGCCGAUUUCCCGUGCGGCAAGUGUCCUGUCAUCGAGCAUUGCUCCGAGGACAGCCAGGUGUCGCCCUCGAGCUGCAGCUACUACAAAAAGUGGCUGCAAUUCUGAGUGCCUCUUGCGCCUUUGGUCCAAAGUAAAUCUGGAGCCAACAUACACUUUAUUCAGAAAAAAAUGGGACAAUAUAGCCGUUUCCAUGAACAGGUAGUAUGUGCUGUGCUUGCGUCAAGCAAAGCCACAAGAAAUAAAACAGAUCACUUUGGCAGCCUCCGAGUGAAGACCGCCGGUCGCUCUCCGAUCUCCACAAUCGACCUG
Messenger RNA from Polychytrium aggregatum, 1484 nucleotides. Its product is annotated as RNA polymerase Rpc34. Bases 342 to 1280 code for a protein of 312 amino acids. Gene Ontology annotation, cellular component: RNA polymerase III complex. Gene Ontology annotation, biological process: transcription by RNA polymerase III. Lineage: Eukaryota; Fungi; Chytridiomycota; Chytridiomycetes; Polychytriales. The record is from RefSeq and is a predicted model, not a curated record. The transcript is spliced from 5 exons.